AUGGGCUGCCAGGACGACUGGCCAGCUAUGGCAGAUGGUAGCCAGUAUGAUGGCAAGCAAUUGAUUACUCUGGUCCGUGAGGGUAAAAGCCCUUUUCAAGGACUCUGGAACGUCAACCUUCUCAUUCAAGAGAUUGAAAAGCAUAUCGGUUCUCAGGUGGUAGAUAUUCCGGCCGUUGAGAAAGGCUCCAAUAACUAUGGUUUCCACAUUAAAACUUCGGGAGGGCCUGAUAUGAUCGCUCGUCUAUCACGAAGCGAUGUCAAUAUGCCCCAUUUUGACGGCUUUCCAGUAGAGGCUCAAGCGUCAGAAGCUAUAUUUGAAGCCGCUGUCUAUAAUAUGCUAUGCAUAGAGCCCGAAAUUCUUACAUCGCGCUUGCUUUACCACCGGGGGCCAGUUUUGUACUCUAGUCCGACAGAUUCUAUUCCCCAAGACCUAGCUGGUCGUCGGCUAUUUCUGUUCGAAAAGGCGGACGGUGAGAAGAAUGUGUGGAAAAAGCUUAAUGCGACUCACAAGAUACAUCUCCUUGAUCAGCUAGCGAAUAUACGGGCUAGUCUGUUCCGGUAUAAUCCACCGCCUAGUUUCAUGACGAGAUAUUUCCUCAGCCGUGUAUUCGAAUUCAUGCCAGAAACACUUUCCGUACCGGUCUCCCCAACGCGCGAAUUCUUGAUGUAUGUUAUGGAAUCUAAAAUCAACGCCACUAUUCGAACCGAAGGGGACAUGAUAGGCUGGGAGGGUGAUAACGAGACUGUUGGUCCAGUGGCUUUAAAAGCCAAGGAGACUCUUUUACGAGCCCUGCCUCAUAUCAUGCCACUGGAUCACCCCGACGGAUGCCUGUAUCGCCUUGUUCUUGAGCACGGCGACUUUGGCAUCCAUAACACUACGAUAAAUCAUUUGACGAAUGAAACGCCCCUUGUUACAUCGUUGUAUGACUGGGAAACCGGAUGCAUUGUCCCGGCAAUUUUAUCGGACCCUUUAGUGGCAGUCUCUCCUGUCGAUUUGACUGCCGGUAAGAAUGGCGAGCCAUCUGUGACCCGCUUAUCUGAAGAUGAUACAAAGUCCGAUCUUGAAACAUAUACAGCAUGGGCGCGCCACUACAUUCAGGUCCGUUGUUAUACGUCAUGA
This is a messenger RNA of Penicillium verhagenii, 1122 nucleotides long. RefSeq lists its product as uncharacterized. The record is from RefSeq and is a predicted model, not a curated record. Lineage: Eukaryota; Fungi; Ascomycota; Eurotiomycetes; Eurotiales; Aspergillaceae. The transcript is spliced from 3 exons. The coding region runs from base 1 to 1122 and encodes 373 amino acids.